Dipodomys ordii (Ord's kangaroo rat) is the source of this 1131-nucleotide messenger RNA. It is a transcript of the gene Tacr2, whose product is annotated as tachykinin receptor 2. Gene Ontology annotation, molecular function: substance K receptor activity. Bases 1 to 1131 code for a protein of 376 amino acids. Gene Ontology annotation, biological process: G protein-coupled receptor signaling pathway; positive regulation of flagellated sperm motility. NCBI's taxonomy places the organism in Eukaryota, Metazoa, Chordata, Mammalia, Rodentia, Heteromyidae. The record is from RefSeq and is a predicted model, not a curated record. Gene Ontology annotation, cellular component: sperm midpiece; plasma membrane. The transcript is spliced from 5 exons.
AUGGGGGGCUGUGCCAUGAGGACUGAUACCAACAUCUCGUCUGGUCCCGAGGGCAACGCCACGGGCAUCACAGCCUUCUCCAUGCCCAGCUGGCAGCUGGCAUUAUGGGCCACUGCUUAUGUGGCCCUGGUGCUGGUGGCUGUGACAGGCAACGCCACCGUCAUCUGGAUCAUCCUGGCUCACCAGAGGAUGCGUACAGUCACCAACUACUUCAUCAUCAACCUGGCGCUGGCCGACCUCUGCAUGGCUGCCUUCAACGCUGCCUUCAACUUCAUCUAUGCCAGCCACAAUAUCUGGUAUUUUGGCCGGGCCUUCUGCUACUUCCAGAAUCUCUUCCCCAUCACAGUCACAUUUGUCAGCAUCUACUCCAUGACCGCCAUCGCCGCUGACAGGUACAUGGCCAUUGUCCACCCCUUCCAGCCACGGCUCUCAGCGCUCAGCACCAAGGCGGUUAUAGCAGGCAUCUGGCUGGUGGCCCUGGCCCUUGCCUUCCCCCAGUGCUUCUACUCCACCAUUACUGUGGACCAGGGUGCCACCAAGUGCGUGGUGGCCUGGCCCGAAGACAGCGGGGGCAAAACACUCCUUCUAUACCAUCUUGUGGUGAUCGCCCUCAUCUACUUCCUACCCCUCGUGGUGAUGUUCGUGGCCUACAGCGUCAUUGGCCUCACCCUCUGGAGACGGGCCAUUCCCAGACAUCAGGCACAUGGCGCCAACCUGCGCCACCUGACGGCCAAGAAGAAGUUUGUAAAGGCCAUGGUGCUGGUGGUGGUGACCUUUGCUGUGUGCUGGCUGCCCUACCACCUCUACUUCAUCCUGGGCAGCUUCCAGGAAGACAUCUACUACCACAAGUUCAUCCAGCAGGUCUACCUUGCACUCUUCUGGCUGGCCAUGAGCUCUACCAUGUACAACCCCAUCAUCUACUGCUGCCUCAACCGCAGGUUUCGCUCUGGAUUCCGGCUUGCUUUCUGGUGCUGCCCCUGGGUCACACCAACCCAAGAAGAUAAGAUGGAGCUGACCCACACGCCAUCCCUCUCUAUAAGAGUCAACAGAUGUCACACGAAAGACACUUUGUUCAUGACUGGGGACAUAACCCCUUCCGAGGCGACCAAUGGUCAAGCCGGGGGUCCUUGA